GUGGAAAUGCCAUGCCAGCACAUGUUGGACUCUCGCGUCUCUGCAUACUCGUACACUUCAUCGAGCACGUCGCAGACGAUCAUUCAACAUGACCACACAAGCAACAAGGAAAUCAGUCUCAAAAGCCCCGACAAAGAAGUAAGACCCGAGGGUUGCAUGCGAAGCGAGCGGGAAGCACCGUGCCACCAAUCUUCAGCCCAUCAUUACCCAGGCACGGCCCCUUACAGCCUCCACCCCUUUAAUUUCUCAUCCUGCAGUCCACCACCUGAUGCGCUGACCAUCCUUCUUCCCUUUGCUCUGGAAUGUGCACAGGGUUCCUCAGCCUCGGGACCAUCUCUGAAAUUAUGGAAUGAUCUGAUCUGAUCUCCUUGCCUAGAGCUACAAUGUCACUCAUUUGAAUAUCCUAGCCUUCCUUGCCGUUCACUCAUAUAUCGAGUCACUCAUUCAAUCACUGUCCAACACCGUUACUCGCUGUUACACGUCUUCACCAGACCUUUCUAGAGCUGGGAAUUACACUCUUUUACAGCAAUGGCUCCUCAGGAUGGUGUAGCGACCAUCUAUGGAGUCCCUACGAAAUACGCCUCACUCCUGACCCUCGUCGUCCAGAACUCUUCCCUUGUCCUUGUUAUGCGAUACUCCCGAAUCCUGCCUGGUCCUCGAUACCUCAGCUCUACAGCGGUUGUCCUCUCCGAACUUCUAAAGUGUUUAAUAUGCCUUACCAUCCAUCUACGCGAACAACGAUCCCAGUCGCAAUACUCAAGACUACCUACGCUUUCAGAUGAUGCGAGUACCUCGUCAAAUCAGCAUGCGUACAGCCUUCGCCAACUAUGGACGGAUAUAUUCGGCGUCAAGAGCGGGUUUCUCAAGCUCCUUGUACCCGCCGUACUCUAUACUCUACAAAACAAUCUACAAUUCGUGGCGGCCUCAAACCUCGAUGCGGCCACUUUCCAAGUGACCUAUCAAUGCAAGAUCUUGACCACGGCCUUAUUUGCAGUCCUGAUGCUUGGACAAACGCUGUCUGCAAAGAAGUGGUUGGCCCUGGUGAUUCUUACGGCUGGAGUGGCCUGCGUUCAAAUUCCAUCUUCCACCACCUCCACGACGAAGCAGCCGGGAAAUUACAUGCUUGGAAUAAUUGCCGUCGCAGUGGCGUGCUUAUGCUCCGGCUUCGCAGGUGUCUACUUCGAAAAAGUACUGAAAGGCGGGCACACCGCUUCCAUUUGGGUCCGCAAUAUCCAAUUAAGCGUUGGCUGUCUGGCCAUUGCACUAGUCGGAGCUCUCAUGUGGGAUGGUCAAGCCAUUCGCCAGGACGGCUUCUUCCAAGGAUAUAAUCCGAUAGUGGUGGUGACAAUCUGCAUCCAAGCAGCCGGAGGCUUGAUCGUGGCCAUGGUGAUCAAAUACGCCGACAAUAUCCUCAAAGGCUUCGCGACUUCCCUGUCAAUCAUCCUCUCAACCGUGGCCUCGGUCUUCUUGUUUAACUUUAUGCCGACGAUCUAUUUCUUGCUCGGCUCCAUCUUGGUAUUCUCGGCUACGUACCUUUACAGCAUGCCCGAUUCGCCGAAAGCCACUGAGGUAUCCACGAUUGAGGCCGAGAAAGGGCCUGUUGUUAAUGUCGAAGACUACGACAGCGACAACACCAGUGCCUCACAUCCCGCCCCCCAGCCGUUCAGAGAUGAAAGCGAUCUCGACUCAGGCGACGAAAAUCUCGAUGCUACCAGUAUCUACGAGCCGGAUGAUGGCAAUAAAAGUCGCAAUUAUGCGCCCUCUUUGAUUACUACACCUACCGCCGAGAAGAAGGUGUUCACCGAGCUGGGUCAUGUCGGCUAGGAACAUCGUUGCAUUUUCUGACGCAAGAUUGGGACGAAUGAUUGGCGUAGUUAUGAUUGACGGAAAUCUUAUAUCCGAACGGAACAUUCUGGGAUUGGACCUUUUCAAGACUUCAUACAGUAUGGAGCGCGGCGCACAGGACAUCUACUGUAAUAUUAUGUCGCUUUGGAUACCACGUCCUUCUAGUAUAUUGGAUGAUCGCGGGAAGAUUGGCGAUUUUAUGGAAGAUAGUCUCCGAUAUGAUUGAAGCCAGUUGGUCCGCUCGUUUCAUACAUUGCCUCGCUCAUGCAAGACACCAGCCUUAUCACAAUUGCGCAUGAUCUCCAAUGACCUUUGGCUGCACCCGGAGGGGUUUCUUCUUCUGCGGAUAGUUUCUGCGCUGUUGUAUAUAAGUGCUUCAAGGCUGGCCGUGCUGCGAUGCUGUUAUGCAGAAGGGUGUCCAUCAACAACGACACCUUCACGGCGCUAUUUCUGAUACAAACUCCCGAUGAAC
Exophiala xenobiotica is the source of this 2317-nucleotide messenger RNA. RefSeq lists its product as uncharacterized. The record is from RefSeq and is a predicted model, not a curated record. Gene Ontology annotation, molecular function: UDP-galactose transmembrane transporter activity. Gene Ontology annotation, biological process: pyrimidine nucleotide-sugar transmembrane transport. Bases 529 to 1824 code for a protein of 431 amino acids. NCBI's taxonomy places the organism in Eukaryota, Fungi, Ascomycota, Eurotiomycetes, Chaetothyriales, Herpotrichiellaceae. The transcript has 2 exons. Gene Ontology annotation, cellular component: Golgi membrane.